This is a messenger RNA of Osmerus eperlanus (European smelt), 5156 nucleotides long. It is a transcript of the gene clip3, whose product is annotated as CAP-GLY domain containing linker protein 3. The coding region runs from base 178 to 1839 and encodes 553 amino acids. The record is from RefSeq and is a predicted model, not a curated record. Gene Ontology annotation, biological process: cytoplasmic microtubule organization. NCBI's taxonomy places the organism in Eukaryota, Metazoa, Chordata, Actinopteri, Osmeriformes, Osmeridae. The transcript is spliced from 15 exons. Gene Ontology annotation, cellular component: cell cortex; microtubule plus-end; nucleus. Gene Ontology annotation, molecular function: microtubule plus-end binding.
GUCCAUGAACGCGCGUGACUCACAUCCGUGACGCAGGCAGAGAGAGUUCGAGCCUUCCAGCAGCAUCUUCAGCACCAUCUCUGUUCUCCGUAGCGAGACCGCAACAAAUCUGCCGAGAGGAGAAGCUCGAGAUAAUCAAACCGAGGCUUGUUUUCAGGCCCAGAGUCCCCUAUCAGCAUGACAAAAGAAGAGACCGGGGAGGUGGAGGAGGAGGCCCAGCCUGUCUCUGAGUACCAGAGCCCCGUCCACGAGCCUCGCAAGAGACCCAUGGUGCACCCCUCCGCCCAGGCCCCGCUCCCCAAGGACUACGCCUUCACGUUCUUCGACCCGAACGACCCGGCCUGCUUGGAGAUCCUGCUGGAUCCUCAGACCACCAUCCCGGAGCUGUUCGCCAUCAUCCGCCAGUGGGUUCCCCAGGUGCAGCACAAGAUCGACCUCAUCGGCAACGAGAUCCUGAAACGUGGUUGCCAUGUCAACGACCGUGACGGACUGACAGACAUGACGUUGCUCCACUACAGCUGCAAGGCUGGGGCCCACGGAGUUGGUGACCCGGCGGCAGCACUGCGCCUGUCCUCUCAGCUGAUCUCUCAGGGAGCGGAUGUGAGUCUGAGGAGUCGCUGGACCAACAUGAACGCCCUCCACUACGCCGCCUACUUCGACGUCCCAGAGCUCAUCAGGGUCCUGCUCAAGGCCUCCAAACCCAGAGUGCUGAACUCGACAUGCAGUGAUUUCCACCAUGGCACAGCUCUGCACAUCGCUGCCUCUAACCUGUGUCUGGGCUCCGUCAAGUGUCUGCUGGAGCAUGGAGCCAACCCCACUGUCAGAAACGACAAAGGCCAGGGCCCUGCCGAGGUGGUGCCAGACCCCAUGGACAUGAGCCUGGACAAGGCCGAGGCGGCCAUGGUGGCCAAGGAGCUGAAGCAGCUGCUGCUGGACUCUGUGCCCCUGAGCUGCAACCUGCCAAGGGCCACCCUGACCAACUACGACAAUAUCCCUGGGAACCUCAUGCUGUCCUCCCUGGGGCUGAAGCUGGGGGACCGCAUCCUGCUGGACGACAUGAAGCUGCCACAACACUGCAGUGAUGACAACUCAUCACCUCCCCCUGAAAAACAGACCGGCACCCUGCGUUUCUGUGGCACGACGGAGUUCGCCAGCGGCCAGUGGGUGGGCGUGGAGCUGGACGAGCCGGAGGGCAAGAACGACGGCAGCGUGGGCGGAGUCCGCUACUUCAUCUGCCCCCCCAAACUGGGCAUCUUCGCCCCCGUGUCUAAGAUCUCCAAGGCCCAGGACCAGACUCCCUCCUCCGUCACCUCCACCCCCCGGACGCCCCGCAUGGACUUCUCCCGCGUCACCGGGAAGAACAAGAAGGAGAAGAAGGAGAAGGGGAGAGAGAAAGCCCUGAAGAAAAAGUCAGCAUCAGUGGCCAGUGUGGACCCAGAGCUGCAGGUGGAUGUGGGGGAUCAGGUGCUGGUGGCGGGACAGAAACAAGGCACCGUGCGUUUCUACGGCAAGACAGACUUCGCUCCAGGUUACUGGUUCGGGGUGGAGUUGGAGCACCCUACGGGGAAACAUGACGGCUCGGUGUUUGGGGUGCGCUACUUCAGCUGCCUGCCCAAGUAUGGUGUCUUCGCCCCCCCGUCCCGCGUCCAGAGAAUCGGAGGACCCAAGGAAGGAGAUGCGUCCAUGGUGAAGAAGGUCCACCAGGUCACCAUGUCGCAGCCCAAGCGGAACUUCAACGCAGUGAGGUCUCCCAAGGACAUCACGUCUGAGAGUUCAAUAUCCAGGUUGCUGUUCUGCUGCUGGUUCCCCUGGAUGCUUCGUGCUGAGAUGCAGUCCUAACCGUGCCCCCACCCCCCCUUUUCCUCCCCCCCUCCCUCUCCUCCUCCGCCACCACCAGAUCAGCCGCACUCCUCCUCUUUCUGUCCAUCUUUCAGUUCCGUAUUUUUCUCUCAGUCUUAUCUAACCAGACUGUUGCUGUUGUCAGAAUUACAAUAGUGAACCGACACUCUUGCCCCCGCCCCCCUCCCACCAAUCCCUGCUCUUUGACAGCAGUCCUAUAGCAAAACCUAGUGCCUUGAAUCUAACUAAUGCCCUGGACCCGCAUUCCAUUUCUGUAACCUUGACGAUUAUAAUUGUCACUCUCAAAUCUGGGACUCGAGCCCUGCGAAAGAAAUGAUGUAAAAGACAGGAUGUUAGUUAAGCCCCUUCUGAGAUCCCCACUAUGAUCUGGUAACUAGUUUACCUGAGUCAGAGGACAUCAGGUCUCAAUAUGCCCACUGCGUCUGGUAGAUUAAAACAGUUUGGUCAAUUACAAUUGUUUAGUAGAGAAACUGAGAAAAGUGUAAGUAGCUUAAUCACACUUUGCUGCUACUUUAUUUAUUUCUGCUGCUGCUUAGUAUUAACAAUGUUUCCCUGGAGACCAAGAACCUUUCCCAAUCUCAGAUUAAAACCUUUUGUGAGAUUAUGUUUAUUUUAAAAUGUACAGUAUAGGCACUACAAGUUAGGUUUUGUGUACUUGUUCCGGAAGAACCUUAGGCUUGAGCAAAGACAGGGUUCUGAUUCAUUCCUAAAGAAAAUAAAAACAUGACAAUAACAUCCAGUAUUGCAUGUUCUAAUCUCAGUGAAAAGCAACAACAGGGUUUACCAUGUCACUGUCUAAAUGUGCUUCACCUUGUCUUCCGUUUUAGACUUAUACACAGUUAAUUAAAUUAAAUAUAUCCAUUCAGCAGUUACCUGCGUGUGUAAUUGCAAUGUGCCACCUGAGGGUUCUUGGUCUCUUUGAAACGUAUCAAAACAGAUCAUUACUGAUCACCAUUAAUAUGUUUAAUGAACCAGGGUUAAUUGUGACAGAGGGGGAAUAAAGCUCAGUGGUUAGAGCAUUUGAAUGCAGAUCAAAAUGUGCGAAUGUUGCAGGUUCAGGCCCCCCUUUUACUGCACAUCGCUUUGAAUGGAAGCAAUGUCUUUUGUAGAAUUCAUAUAUUUGAUUGUUUAUUACUAAUAGAAUAAUUGUCCUGGUAUACAUGAUGUGGAUGGACUUGAGCAGAUCCACCACAUAAAACCCUGAUGUUAUGUAGAUCUGCAACAUGUUAACCAAAAUCGCUAACAACCCCAAAAUACAGUGUAACAAUGAAAUGGAAAAUGAGUUGAACUCACAGACUGUACAUAAAGGCAGAUAUCUAGAGCUGUCGUCUCCUCCACAUCAGACAGCACAGACCUGACCCUGCAUUCAUGCUAGCAGAGCUGCGUUGGUCCUGAUUUGAAUGUGUUUGAAUCCCAUUGCAACUUUGGACCGCAGGCCUCCCUUCCAUGUCAUAGUAAAUGACUUUGUUUUGCCAAUGAUGAUAUCAAUCCCAGUCUAACUCCUGGGGUGUCCUGCCAGAAGCAGCAGGAGCAAUCCCAUUAGAUCCCUCCUCCCUCUCUUCCUCUCUCUCCUCCCCCUCUCCCCUCCAUCUCUCUAUAUAAGACUUUGGUUAAGUUCUGUGAAUGUGAAAAUAAGAAGACGAAGAAAAAAAAAUCGGACCAUCUAAAUCUCUUGUGUGCUUAAAUGUUUCAAUCUAUGAGUGUGCAUUUAAAAACAGCAAUAUUUAACCAGUGUACCUUGCUAUGUGGAUAUGGUUGAUGUCUUUGUGUACUCUAAUGCACCAUGUAAGCACACUAGGAAGGAGAAAACACUAGUGAGUAGGAAUCUUCUACUCCCUCCCUCCCUCCCUUUCUCUCUCUCUCUCUCUCUCUCUCUCUCUCUCUCUCUCUCUCCCUCUCUCUGUACACUGUUGUCGUGGGUGACAUUCUGUGUUGAACAGCAAGAACACCCUGGUCGUCAGGGUGACUCGCACUGUGUAGUUUCAAGCUAACCGCCACAUAGCCUACUCUGACCACAGAUGGGCACUUGUGCACGACAUUCACUAAAGGAUGAUGGGUACUGUCAUUUUUAAACAGCCUGUGAAAGAUGUUGCUCAACAACGAUACAAGGGCAUCACCCUUAUUCUGAAUUAAACUGGAUUUUGGAUAUGUUUUAUUGGGGCACAGUCAUCCACGCGGAAGAGUCCGCAGUUCAUUUUAGAGGCUUAACGCUGGGCAAGGAGUCACUUUCAUAAUGAUGUUUCAUUUGGUGACCAAACCAACAAAAUGUCUUACUUACACACUGGUUGGCUUAGACAUGGCUCUGGGCUCGGGCUCUUUACAUGGCUCUGGACUAGCCUAUGUGUGGGAAAACUCGCUUAUUCCCUUUUUUUGUUUGUUAAUUGUUUUCUUGAUACCCUGGUGAAAUUGUGUCAAAUCAUGACUUCCAGUUUAUUUACUGUUGCAAGCAUUGGUGGCUACUUAGAUUAAUUAUCCACGCCAUGAGGCCUACUAAAGGUCUUGGUUUAUGAGUAAGACUCAAGUUGCCAAACAGCGUAUCUUCUUUAUCUUUAAAACAUGUAACUAAAUUAAUAUAACAUGGUGUAAAAUUGUGCAUAUUUACUGACCCAGGGUUUGGCAAAAAAAAAAAAUCCCAAUUCACUAGACUCAAGUUAAUUUGUCCGACACUGAAAUGGACCAAAAUAAUGGUAGAUUGUGUUUAUGCACGUGGUGUGUAUUUCUCAAUAGCGGAACCUAUGUUGAACAUGACUAGGUGUUCUGACUAUGAUCUGCCGGUAGGUGUCGGUGUUGUACCACUUCGUCAUCUUCUGUACAAGUAAAUAGAAAAAUCCCCUUGAAUAUUAGGCUAUUCGAGGACAAUAUGCCAUUUGAUUUUGAACUUUGUGUUGUAUGGUCAGUCUGAAAAUGCUGUUAUUCUUAAUCCUUGAAUAAUAACUAACUUUGGUCAGUAACAUUUAUUGAAACAUGUUUUAACAACUUGUUUGUCUUAAAAUAUUUAUUUUUAUGUUCCUGUUUUUUAAGUGUGUUUGAGUCUGUAUGUCCCCCAAAACAGGUAACAAAGUUAAGAGCAUUGUCUGUGUUCACCCCUCAUGUUGUCAUGUUUUAUUUAUGAUGAUAAAGAAUUUGGGGGGGAAGACUGUUGGAUUGAGUUCUGUUGUCAUGGUAAAUAACUGAUGCAUGCUCUGUAAGUAUUUUCUGACGGCUCCUUUUUUCCAACUCUGUAUCUCAGCAUGAAAAUGCUUAUAAAGACAACUAUGACUAUGAAUAUAAUAAAAUUUGAUGUUGAUUUUUACAAA